AUGCGGUCACGCUCUCCCACAAGGAAAACGACAGACUUCCAGGGUGUGUUCUUCUGGCGGAUCAAUCAAGCACACUACGAUGGAGCAGGUGCCGCUGCCGAGAGAAUUGUUCUCGCCACGCUCGAGAAGUUUGGGAUUGCUCGGGCUGAUGAGCCUGCAGGUGCUCGACUUAUCUGGGCAAACUGCUUUGAGCCGAAGCUUUGGGCAUCAGCAGGCUCCGUGGAGCUCUCUCACAAGCAUCGCCUUUGUGAGACUUUGACACGGUACGGAAGCAGGUACCUUCCGCGAACUUUUGUUUUUCCACAAGAAGAAGCACUCUGGCUUCAGUUCCUUGAAGACUUCGAGAAGCAUAGCAGCUCAGAAGGGCCGGAUGAAGAGAAAGCCGACUUCGAUGCAUUCAACCCAUUCGGGUCCCACUGGAUCGUGAAACCCGGUCGUGGAGGAGGCGGCCGGGGAGUUCAGGUUGUCAGCUGUCACACUGCAGCUGAUCUGCAACGGGCAACUGCCCUGAUCAAGGGGUCAAGUUCGGCCAAGAGCCCCUCAGUAGUGAGCCGCUACGUUGAACGACCGCUCCUGGUCAACGGUAAGAAAUGCGAUCUACGGCUUUAUGUGCUUGUGACCUCAUUUGGAAGCGGCGGUCACGGAAUUGCAGCUACUGCAGAGGAUUCCACUCCCGAGAUGGCCACCGAUCUGAAAGCCUACAUCUUCUCUGAAGGCCUCGUUCGGUUUGCAAGUCAGCCGUUUGCCAUGGCGGCUGCUUCUCUUCACAAUCCUUGCAUCCACCUCACCAACAACGAGGUCAAUGCGCGAAACGCACAUGGACCCUGCCUCGGGAACUGGAGCCUGUCCAGCUUGCUUGCAUGGCUCAGUGCCCACCCAGAGCCAGGACGACCAGAUGCUUCGGAAGUGUGGCAGCGGAUCCGUGCACUUGCAUGGGAUGUGCUGCAAGCACCAAGGUCCUUGAUCGCACAUGCUAUGACUCAGCUUCCUCAUGGAGCAGAUGGAAAGUGUUUUGAGUUGUUUGGCUUUGAUGUCCUGCUGGACGAGCAGCUAUGGCCAUGGCUAUGCGAGGUCAAUGGCAUGCCCUCCCUGGGUGUGGGUGGCGAAAUAGACCUAACUGUCGACACAGCUAUGCUGACGGCCAUGUUUGCGCUUGUGUUGGACAAGGUGCCUGAGGUAGCUGCACGUGGAGAUCCUGCUGAAGCAUUUGAGCUUCUCACCCCUCCUGCGGCUUCACCGUCUGCUGCGCAGUCUCAAAGUGUGCAGCAUGCGCUGAUGGCAUACAUUAUUGGGGCUCAAGUGUGGGGCCGUGCUGUAGGUCCCCGUGGCCGCCAGCGCUUGCAAGAUGCAAGCGGGAGGCAGCCGCUGAUGUGGCUGGCCAAGAACGUGCUCGAAAUUCCUUCCGCACCGGCCCGGGAGAUCGACGCAGAAGCAGACUGCAAGGAUGUCUGGCGGGGGUGCAUGCACAAGCUCUUUGCUCAUCCAAUGACGGCAAAGUCGCCGGCAGUGGCCUUGAUCAUCGGACUUGCAGUCGGAGGGCUCCACACUGUGGCAGGACCUGACCAUUUAGCAGCACUGGCGCCGUUGGUGAUUGGCAAGGGGCGCUCAGUGUUUGCAGCCUUUGGCCUAGGAGCACUCUGGGGCUCGGGGCACGCCACCGGACAGCUGAUCAUCGGAAUUGGCUGCCUAGCAGUGAAGAUGGGCCUGUUGCAGAUGCAUGUGGCUCAGGUUCUGGAGCAAACCAGCGGCUUGCUAGUGGGUGCUUCCCUGGUAGCUAUCGGGCUGCUGGGCUUCAAAGAAGCCAAGGACUACGAUGCCGCAGAGGAAGCCGCAGCCGACCAGAACUAUGGAUGGGCAACAUACGCAACCGGCGUCGUGCAUGGGCUUUCGCUGGAUGCAAUCAUCUUCAUCCUUCCAGCCUUCUCUUUGCCACGGUUUUCUGCUGUGGUGCAUGUGCUCGGGGUGGUCUUCGGCACCUUGUUCUCAAUGGGAUGCUACACGACGGUGCUCAGCCUCUUCUUCCGCAAGUCGCCCAGGCUGAAGCUCAUAUCGGCUAGCGCUUCGUCGGUUUCCCUCCUCUUGGGCCUCUGCAUCUUGAUGUCCUGCAUCGGGGUCACCUUGCCACUCCCUGGACUUUGA
Molecule: messenger RNA, 2139 nt
Organism: Symbiodinium pilosum
Lineage: Eukaryota; Dinophyceae; Suessiales; Symbiodiniaceae
Source: the annotation of a GenBank genome assembly